CAAACAUCACAUGACAGUUUGCGCAUCCUCAUCAGUAUUCUACUCUUUUUUCUUUUUUCUGAAAAUAGAUGUUGAAACUAAAGAUCUAGAAAACCCAUUUUCUUGUGUUUCUGUUGUUAUUUAAACGUGGUUUACAUUGAGUCGUCUUUCUUUCUUUUGUUUUAAAUCUUUAUUAUAAAUUACUGUCAAUUAUUGCCAGAAUCGAUCAUCAAAAUGGCUAGAGGACAACAGAAAAUUCAAUCACAACAAAAAGCUGCUAAAAAGGCUCAGGAAUUGAAACGUCAACAGGGACAUGAUCAAAAAACUGCUGCUCAAAAGGCUCUUGUUUUCACUUGUGCUGUUUGUAAGUCUCAGAUGCCAGAUCCCAAGACCUACAAGCAACAUUUUGAAAAUAAACAUCCAAAAGCACCUAUGCCUGCUGAACUUCAAGAUGUGGCUAGUUAACCUUAUCAAUUUUUAAUUGCCGGCAAACUUUGAUAGGAAAAAAUUUCACAACUCCUAAAUGGCCGUUAUGUGUAUAAGCUGUUCAAAUUCAAUUCAUUUCUAAAAAUCACUUGAUAAGAAAAAGCCUGUUUAAACCGAGUUCUUUUCGUUCAUCAUCAAUAAAAAAAAUUUGUUAUGAGAAGACUUGGCUUGAAUAGAAAUAAAUUGAUAUCUUUUCAUUAAAAUGAUCAUGGACCAUCAUCAA
Messenger RNA from Tetranychus urticae (two-spotted spider mite), 688 nucleotides. Its product is annotated as transcriptional regulator ZNF706. The record is from RefSeq and is a predicted model, not a curated record. Lineage: Eukaryota; Metazoa; Arthropoda; Arachnida; Trombidiformes; Tetranychidae.